Molecule: messenger RNA, 3571 nt
Organism: Labeo rohita (rohu)
Lineage: Eukaryota; Metazoa; Chordata; Actinopteri; Cypriniformes; Cyprinidae
Exons: 18
Coding region: 169-3429 (1086 amino acids)
Biological process (GO): protein phosphorylation; intracellular signal transduction; mitotic cell cycle
Cellular component (GO): cytoplasm; nucleus
Molecular function (GO): histone H3T3 kinase activity; ATP binding
Source: RefSeq, a predicted model, not a curated record
GCCAAUCAGCAACUGUUCUCAGUUUUGAACGUAAAGCGGUUCAUCGCCAUGGUGCUUAGUAUUGUGCAAUGGUUCUGUAAUAGAAGACUUCACAUUUUAUACUUACAACGCUAUUAAGUAAUCUUGAGAGGGGAUCUACAUGUUGAUAAUAAGUUGUUGAGAUCCAAGAUGAAUGCAAGAGGAAAAAAUGGGCCGGUGUUUAUCAAGACGUACAGUAAACGAAUGCGAAAGGUGGAGCCUUGGUUCUCCCCUGACCUGAAGAAAGCAGCUUUCUCUUUUUCAAGCACUCCUUCAUCAGACCAGUCCAUGCCGGAGACUACACAACCCAAGAAACGGAAAGUGAGAGAAACAGCCUCCCGCCCAACUAAGUGCAAAGGCAUGACUGCUAUAAAGGAGAACGAGAGUGAUGAGGAAAACUACGCACCAUCUUCAUCACUCAGAAGGAAGACAAAUGCCAAACCAUCAGUAAGAACUACAGCUGGAAGAAAGGUGGCAAAAAGAAAAAAACAAUCAAUCAUUUUCAGCAGCAGUGAAAAUGAGGAUGACUCCUUUAAGAUGAAGAAUGAAGUCCAUCCAAAAACAUCUGCUGAUGAAUGUGCUGGUGCAAAGAAAGUGUUAGACCCUCCCCAUUUGAGCAAGUUUGUCACACAUCGCAAAAGACCACUGCCACCUGUCCAAAAUAAGAGGAUCUCUGUUGUUCUUCACCGCACGCUCGAUUCCUCAGAUGAUUUCCUCCCUUCGCUCUCCAAAAACAAGCGUGUUGCGAGCAGAAGGCCAUUGUACAUGCAUAACCGUGACUCAAAUAAUCAUGCUGUUCACAAGAACCGCAAACGCUCACAGAACCGUGUGGCUCUGGCUGAGGUCUCUUUUAAUGAAAGCGAUGACCAGCAGCUUCCGAGUAAACGCCCCCUUCUAUCAAGCACCCCUUCUGUGGUAUGCAGACAGCUCCAGAUGUUACCAGAGCCCUCCAUCAGUGAGAUCUCCUCCCUCAGCUUUGAUGAACUUCACCAACCUACAGAAAACAACAACAGCCUUCAUAGUUUAAAGAAUGUCCACACUGCACAGGAGAAGAUAAGUCUCUGUUCUGGAGAGAGAGUGGUGGAGCAGAUUGAGCGAGAAGAGGAAGCGGUUUUGGAAGAGCAAGCUGUGGAACAGAGAAAAGAAGGAUGUGCAGAGGCCAAGUCUGCCCAGGCAAGCACAGGUUUUCAAUGUUUGUCACCAGAGGCACGCCUAAAAUCUUUAACUGAUGAGCUAAAAGAGAGGUGCCGCACAGUUGAUGUGGCCGUAACACUCAAGAAAACAGAUGUCUCAGACCAUCUACUGGUGCAGAGCUGUAGCAGGGAACGGGAAGAGAAGAUUGCCUCAGUUUAUUUGAAGUCCUCUGUGGCAGCAACCAGUCAGAACAGCCAAAGCUAUAUAACUGUAUCAUCCAGCCGCUCUUCCCUGUCUCAGCCGUCAAUCUAUAUCUCCUCCUCCAGUUCUUUGUCCACUUCCCCUUUCUCUGGAGCUGUUUGCUCAAACCAGUCACUUAUCGAGCGUCUUAAAGCUAAAUGUUUGUUAUCUUCCCUUGCGGUCAGCAUUCAACGUCUUGACUUGGGUGCAUAUUUGUCUGCCCACCAGGGGGCAACAAAAGCCCCUUGUACUGAGUCCCCAUAUACCUGCCACAGAGAAAAUGCCACCUCUCCACCUUUUAAGGAGACAGGGAAUGCUGUCUUAAACAGUCCAGCAAAUAACAGGACUUCCAAUAAUGCUGAAGCAGUUGUCCAACACUUGUCUGCAUCGUUCCUGCCACCCCCAGUCUCUCCACCUGCCUCUGCAGCUCAUAGCAAAACACGGCCGCCUGCUGUGCCUAAAGAACGCACAGGUGCUGGUACUGGCACUGCUCGUAAAGUUUGCGUGAGUGGACUUAAUGUCAGCCGCUGGUCAAAGAGGGGUACUGGAGAAUUCAAUGAGAAACGGAAGAAAAAGGAAGUGCGGAAAAAGGCUGUGUCAGGAGACUACAGUUCCUGUAGCAGCAUGUUGUCUGCUGGAGCCGACACGUAUGCUGGGGAAUCUACAUGUGGCUGGCUGCAGGGCACCAGUGGGAUUGGUCUGGCUGUGACACCUCUCAGAAUGGAGCAAAUGAAUCUGUCUUCCAUCCUUGCCAACUUCACUCCAGACACACUCACAACACACUCCUGGGGCCGACUAAAGGCUGCACUGUCCCUGCAUAAGAAGAAAACUGCAUUUCCCACCCCUCGACGCUUGAUUCAGUCUCAUCUGAGGUCCCCAGGCUCUGGGUUUCCAGCUGACAACAGUGUAGACCUGUUUGCUUCCCCUUUCUGCACACCAUCCAGAAUCACACCUUCACGCAUGCUUCGGUCCACCAUGAACACCCCUAUGAUUUCAUAUGACGAAGAUAUCAGUGAUGCAGAAAAAGUGUAUCAGGAAUGCCAGCAGAACGGCCCAAUUUCCUUCAGUGACUGUAUCCCUCCAGCUCGCAUGAAACACUGCAAUAAGAUUGGUGAAGGGACGUUUGGAGAGGUCUUCUCAACCAUAAAUGAUUCCAACGAGACGGUUGCUCUCAAAAUCAUCCCAGUAGAAGGCAGUCAGCAGGUCAAUGGUGAACACCAGAAAACUUUUGGUGAAAUCCUCCAUGAAAUCAUCAUUUCAAAAGAGCUGAGCAGCCUUAACACGAAGGAGAUUAACAAGACGGACGGUUUCAUUGGGCUCAACAAUCUACAUUGUGUUCGAGGACGCUAUCCAGAUGAUCUGCUCAAAGCCUGGGACAAGUUUGACCGUCAGAAGGGAUCUGAGAAUGACAGACCUGAUUUCUUUGAUGACGAGCAGCUGUUUUUAAUCCUGGAGUUUGAGUUUGGAGGGAGUGAUCUAGAAAACAUGAAUGGAAAGCUGUCUUCCAUGGUCCAGGCCAAGAGUGUUCUACAUCAAGUCACUGCAGCUUUGGCCGUAGCUGAGCAAGCGCUGUGCUUUGAACACAGAGAUCUUCAUUGGGGAAACAUCCUGGUGAAGAACAUUAAGCACAAGCACAAUGAGUUCAUUCUGAAUGGAUCAGUGCAUUCUGUAGAGACACGAGGGGUUCACGUCAACAUUAUUGACUACUCACUCUCACGCCUGGAGAUCGAUGGACUGACGGUGUCAUGUGAUAUAUCUAAUGAUGAGGAGUUGUUUAUGGGUCAGGGAGAUUAUCAGUUUGAAAUCUACCGUCUAAUGAAGAAGGAAAACAAUAACUGCUGGUCCAGCUAUAAUCCACAUUCCAACGUGUUGUGGCUGCACUAUCUGGCUGAUAAACUGUUGAGCAUGAACUACAAGACCAAAGCCCAGACCAACCAGCAGAGGACAAUGAAGAGUGCCCUUAAAUCUUUCCAGUCGGAUAUUCUCAAUUAUCCGUCAGCUACAGAAGCUCUUAUGAACUGCAAAUUAUUUCAGUGAAACAUUUGUUUUAAUUAACACAAUAGAUAGACCUGUAUAUUUAGUUACUAGUUCAGGGCAAGUACAGUAUUCUAACGUUUUGUAAAAAGAUAUUAAAAAACAAAUAAAGAACAUGUGCAAUCAUGCAAUUUAAAAAACAAAA